AAUGUUGCUUUCUAUUAAAACCUAAGAAUAAUCAUAUCAAAUGGAUUACAUUUCUCCCCAGACAUACCAACUCUCUCUUUCUCUCUUUAGCUUUAAACCCCCAAAAGAAAAGAUAAGAGCUCUAAGUUUUUGUUUACCUUCUCUCCAUGGACUUGACUGGACUUAAAUGGCUGCAACAACAACAACAAAUGGUUUCACCUGAGUUUCUUCACAUACUUGGCUCAGAUGGGAGAGAAGAGCUCAGAAGGGUUGAGAGUUACUUGGGAAACAAUAUUUAUGAUACUAUUGAUGGAUGCAUCUCCAGGACAAGUAGCUUCCAAAUGGAACCAGUGAAGAACAAUGAAGAUAACAGAGUCAUUGCCUUGCGGAACAAGAGAAAACCAGAGGGUAAGACAGAAAAGAGAGAGAAGAAAAAGAAGAUCAAAGCAGAGGAUGAAACAGAGUCAAGCAUGAAAGGAAACUCAAACAUGAGCAACACGGAGACAUCCUCAGAGUUUCUGAAACAAGAUUACAUCCAUGUGAGAGCUAGAAGAGGUGAAGCCACUGACAGACAUAGCUUAGCAGAAAGGGCAAGGAGAGAAAAGAUAAGCAAGAAGAUGAAAUGUCUUCGAGACAUUGUUCCUGGAUGCAACAAAGUUACUGGUAAAGCCGGUAUGCUUGAUGAGAUCAUCAACUACGUCCAAUCUCUGCAGCAACAAGUGGAGUUCUUGUCCAUGAAACUCUCUUUCGUAAAUCCAGAACUUGAGUUUCAUAUCAAUGAAUUAUCAUCCAUGAUGGUGGAUUCAAGGUCUUUUCCAUUACACCAACAAGGCUCUCUAGAUUACUCAGUCAUAAACUCAAACCAAACCACAUCUCUCAACGCUCUUAAAAUAGAGACAUCUUCAAACUGGGAUGUUCACUCACAGUGUCUUUACAACAACUUGAGAACUGAUUCAGUUUCCAGUUUCUUCAGCCUCAAUGAUAGAAGCCGAGGGGACGAGCUGUAAUGUAUGUCUGGGGGAGCUAAGUAGCGAAAGUUGCUAUGCACUCUCUUGUGGUCAUGUCUACCACAAGAGAUGUCUGUGUCCUCUCUUGUGAGAAAAAGCUGACUUUCAUUGUCUUCUUUGGGAUGAUCCUGCUUUUUAAAUUAUGAUUAUCUAAAACCUACGUUGUUUGCAUGUUGAUUUAGUGUGAUCCUUUUUUUUUUCUUUUUAAUCUUCCGGUGUAGUGAACUUUAUUAUGAUCAUGUGUGUUUGUUUGGGUGCAACAUAACUCUACCUUAAUAUAUAAUAUUAUUUGUGUGUGA
Molecule: messenger RNA, 1285 nt
Organism: Brassica napus (rape)
Lineage: Eukaryota; Viridiplantae; Streptophyta; Magnoliopsida; Brassicales; Brassicaceae
Product: transcription factor BEE 2-like
Exons: 5
Coding region: 147-986 (279 amino acids)
Biological process (GO): regulation of DNA-templated transcription
Cellular component (GO): nucleus
Molecular function (GO): DNA-binding transcription factor activity; protein dimerization activity
Source: RefSeq, a predicted model, not a curated record